Molecule: messenger RNA, 1334 nt
Organism: Vombatus ursinus (common wombat)
Lineage: Eukaryota; Metazoa; Chordata; Mammalia; Diprotodontia; Vombatidae
Product: neuralized-like protein 4
Exons: 3
Coding region: 354-794 (146 amino acids)
Molecular function (GO): ubiquitin protein ligase activity
Source: RefSeq, a predicted model, not a curated record
CAAGCUGUAUAUAAUGGAAAUCUGCAGCUUCUUUCUCUUUCUGUUCUGUUAUAUAAGUGCAAAUACCUAUUUUAUUUGAUGUUUAAGUUCAGAAUUUUAAAAAAAAAAAGGUAUGAUAACAAUUAGAAGUGCCCUGGCCUGGGAGGUGGAGGACCCUAGUUUAAAUUCUGAGUCUUUCUAGAUCUAUGCUGCUGUUUCUUACCAGGCAGUUUUCAGCAAGACAAUUGGACAGAACAAGUCCUCUCUGAAGAGAAAGGGCUUUGAGAUCAUCAAGGUCAGGACAGACAUACACAUUUCUUUCCUGCAGAGUGAAUCCACGAUUGGAGACAGCAACACUAUCCAAGAAGUGGCACAUGGCCUAUCAUGGGAGUAGCGUUGGGGCUGUUCGGAGGGUGCUAGACCGAGGGGAGCUCGGGGCAGGCAGUGCUUCAAUCCUAAGCUGUCGGCCUUUAAAGGCAGAGCCAGGGUGUGGAUAUGGAGAAUCUGGUGAAAACUGCGUCCCUCCUCGUGAGGAGCAGCCCCCUCCUGUGCUGCUUUCCCCCUCCCUUCGGCAUGCUGCUGGGACUGAUGCCCUUGCUUCCAAAGUGCAAUUCCGGGACCCCAAAUCUCAAAGGCCCUACCAGGCCCAGGUGGCAUUCCAGGUGUGUGUACGUCCUGGAUCCUACACACCUGGCCCACCCUCUACAGCAGUUGGGGGUCCCCCUGACCCCCACUUUAGCCCUGCUGAGCUUGAGUGGGUGACCAAGGAAAAGGGUGCCACAUUACUCUAUGCCUUGCUGGUACGAGUGGAGUGAGAGGAUAUGGGCCCAUAUUGCCAAGCACAACAGCAGGGAAGGUUUAUGGACUUGGGAAGCACCAACUUUUUAUAUAUUCCCCCAGCCAUUCCCAGGGAAGACAGCGGACACGGUGGGAGCUCCCCCAGAUUUCCAGGGGGCUUUGCAUUUUUGUUUGGAGGAGUUCCCAAUUUGGGGAGUAGCUGUCCUGGGUUGGGGAUUGCCCACAGAUUUGGGGGAAUUGUGAUGGUCCAGAACACUUCUCUAUUAAUUGGGGAAGUCCAUGGGGACUGAAUUUGGAAGGCCUCCCCCAAUGAACUCUUGCUUGACCCCACUACUUCCCUUCCUCUCCUUAUGCACUGAUUUGGGGAAACUCCCAUCACUUAAUUUAUUUCCGUUGUUUCUGGUUAAUGUGAAUCCCCAGGAGGAGUUGUCUCCCUCCCCUCUCCGUUGAAACUUUUUCCAGUGGGAAGGAAUAGCUGGGGGAGAAGGGGCCACCCCUGUACAGCUGUUACAUACUCUGAUUUCUUAACUGAAAUAAACGUCCUGUCUCAGAUACAA